AGCUCGGCACUGCAGAGAGAGCUCAGCUGUCAGGAGCGUCCUGGAAUGUGGGUCUUGGGGUAAUGGCUCCAGAGCGAUGAAGGACGCAGUUUAACCCGUUGCGGACAUAAGUUACUCGGGUCGCCAUGGCCUCUUUAACCGUCAGCUCGGCGGCUCGGAGCAUCGAGAAGCAUCGGAGGUCCUUCUCUCUGCUCUUCUACCGGGCUGUGCGGGACCUGAAGCCGGUCUGGAUGCUGGAGGACAUGCGGACUAUGGAGACGUUUUACCAGGAGGAGGACGCCAGUCAGAGGAUUUACACCCCGUCGGAGGCGCUGCUUUACGCUAUAGUUCACGACCACCAAGCGUAUGCCCAGUACCUGCUUAGCCGGCACACCGACGAAGCGUUAGCAAAGCCCGGGGAGCGUUUCUGCUGCUGCCCGUCCUCCGCCCCGCACCUUGCCAUGGCUGUCCGCUACGACAGGCGCUACAUUCUCGGCCUCAUCUUACAGGAGACUCACAGAAUGUCCAGCACGACCUGCUACACGAAGCGAGCCGGAUGUUUUCACGCGGAGGACGGCAGAACCCCUUUACAUCUGGCCUGCGAGCUCCUGCGGCCCGAGGCGGUUAUUAUGCUGCUGGGGAACGGAGCGUCCCCGCACGCCCAGGACCACAGCGGGCUGACCCCGCUGGAUAUAAUUCUGGAGAAACUCAGGGACUCCAAGGACGUGAACGGCGGGGAGAGGAGGCAGUGUCUGGACAACCUGCUCAUGUUCAUGCCGAAGGUUCACUUUAAAAUGAAAGGUGCUCUGGGCAGAGAGCCGGAGCGCUGGGGCAAGGUGCUGGGAGAGGACACGUACAAGUACCUGGCGGGAAGCACCCCGGCGCCGCUGGUUCUCACCGCCAUGCAGACUGUUCUGAAGCAGCUGAGCCCCGCGACCUUCCCGGACAGCCUGCAUGAGCUUCCCAUCCCCUCCUCCCUCAAACCGCAGGGUCUGCCUGUGACCCAGCGGGGCAGGCAGAGGGUGGUGUAGCAUCAGCAUGACAGGAUGCAUGCUCCGCUGUAUGAAACGUCUUCUGUGUUAGCAUGGUGUGUGUGUGUGUGUGUGUGUGUGUGUGUGUUUUCCAAGAGCCUGGGCUAUAAAAGCGGUAACACUUCAUUAUAGGGCUGCACAAAUAAACACUAACAGCAGGGAACAAAUGAAGCAAAUCCAGCAAUGUGACUUUAACCACAGUGUCAGUCAGCUGAUGGAGGCAGCUGGAGGGAGCAGGAUGAUGCAGCCAGCUGUGGGCAGUUGUUACAGGGAAUCAGCAGCCAUACUCUUACAUUUUCUACACUAAUUCAGGCAUUAAUAAUCCGUUUAUUUGUCUAACCCUCAUUCUAAAGUGUUACCUACUCAUACUACAGCUGUAUAAAGCCACUGUAUCAUAUCAGAGGGGUAGACCGACACUGAUGACACGUCUGUGUGAAGUGUGUUACUGUUGAUUUUAAUUUAUUUGGGUUGUAUUUAACGGUAAGGUUCAGGAGAAUGAGCUCAUAGAUCAUCUGAAAACAGGUGACUUGAAAAAAAACAAACUCUAUGGGUGAAUGAUUCCUUUUAAAUAAAUAAGAAUCUAAGUGAUGA
Molecule: messenger RNA, 1601 nt
Organism: Toxotes jaculatrix (banded archerfish)
Lineage: Eukaryota; Metazoa; Chordata; Actinopteri; Toxotidae
Exons: 2
Coding region: 126-1010 (294 amino acids)
Molecular function (GO): protein binding
Source: RefSeq, a predicted model, not a curated record